Messenger RNA from Penicillium hordei, 591 nucleotides. RefSeq lists its product as uncharacterized. Lineage: Eukaryota; Fungi; Ascomycota; Eurotiomycetes; Eurotiales; Aspergillaceae. Bases 1 to 591 code for a protein of 196 amino acids. The record is from RefSeq and is a predicted model, not a curated record. The transcript is spliced from 2 exons.
AUGUCUGACAAUGGAAACUACACUUGCGUUCCGGUCAUCAAAUGGCUGAUCAGAAACAUCCGCAACGACGGCGUCGAAGGAGAUGGAAUCGCCACCUGGAACGCCAUCCUGAAUCUGCGAUUCCCAUCUACACAAGGCUUCUGCAUUCGCCCGUAUAUCCACUGCGCUGUACGUGGAAAUCUAGGCUGGGUCGAGCUUCAACUUUCCCAUUUGAAAGACGGCCGCCAAGAUCCAGUUCUUGUUCUGUACUAUCAGCGCGUUGAUAGGCAGAAUGAUAACCAGUGGGAAGAUGGACAGAGAGAACUGGAGCUGUAUCUUGCGUUUCGGUACCGUCACUUCACAGAAGAUGCGGCUCCUAUCUAUGGCAUCCUUGCGAUUGGUGCCAAGUUGAAGGUCUUCGAGUACGAUACUCCCUCCCGCAGUAUCGAGCGAUUUGUUCCGCCUUGGGAUUUGGACCGUCAUGAUGAGCAGGUUUGGAAUAUGCUCAGGAAAAUCAACAGGGACCAUACCGGUAGUGGUGGCUAUGAAAAGACAGGUGUGAAGGCUGAGUCGGGUGGGCAUGGGUAUGAAAGGCUGGAGAUUUUCUGUUGA